Molecule: messenger RNA, 315 nt
Organism: Rangifer tarandus platyrhynchus (Svalbard reindeer)
Lineage: Eukaryota; Metazoa; Chordata; Mammalia; Artiodactyla; Cervidae
Source: the annotation of a GenBank genome assembly
AUGGAGGCGGAGGGACCACCGGCCCUGACUCUGCAAGCAGGCGGGGACGUGCGGCCCCUGAUGGUCCCCGAGCAAACAGCUGGCCGCGUCACAGCGGGCCCAGCCUCCCUGUGCCUGGGGGCCGCACAGGCCUGCAGGAAGCUAGACGUAGAGAGCUGGCUCAGCCUGGUGCAGGCCACAGCCGGGAUGGACUGUCUCCGUGUCUGUCCCCUCCUCUGUGUGGGCCUGAGGACUGGGCUCCUCAGUGCCGAGUGGCUUCUCUUGGGGGUGCGGAGCUUACAGAGGGGCCUCCAGGCCCUGGCUGGAAAGGGCUAG